AUGACGACUCUCCAGGCACUGCUCGGGGGCGCCAUCGACCAGAAGCUGGUCUGGGACCGAGGAUUCACGCCGCAGGGCGGGGCGCUCCUCGGGGCCGCGCUCUACUGCGCGCUCCUGCCCGGAGAGCUGUGGUACGUCCUCUGCGCCUUCGCCGGGGUCGGCACGGCGGCGGACUUCCUCGCCGCGUGGGCCCACGGAAGCCCCUCGGCCCGGCCGAAGGGCGCGGCGCGGCCGCCGAAGGCAAAAGCGCCGCCGGGCGCGGGCCCGCGCGCGCAGGUGGAGGAGAGCUCACGCGGAGGGCCGUCCAGGCGGUGGCCGGCUCCAGGGACGGCGCCGGGGCGUGCGCGGCGAGGGGCCCAGCGGCCGGCGCGGCUGUCUCCUCACGGGGUUGCCCGGGAGGGGUUGCCCGCGGGCGCGGCCCGUCGUCCUCGGGCAUCGUGA
Messenger RNA from Prorocentrum cordatum, 441 nucleotides. The record is from the annotation of a GenBank genome assembly. Lineage: Eukaryota; Dinophyceae; Prorocentrales; Prorocentraceae.